Messenger RNA from Sphaeroforma arctica JP610, 1600 nucleotides. RefSeq names its product TK protein kinase, variant. Gene Ontology annotation, molecular function: transmembrane receptor protein tyrosine kinase activity; ATP binding. Gene Ontology annotation, biological process: positive regulation of cell population proliferation; cell surface receptor protein tyrosine kinase signaling pathway; positive regulation of kinase activity. The transcript has 5 exons. Lineage: Eukaryota; Ichthyosporea; Ichthyophonida. Bases 331 to 1479 code for a protein of 382 amino acids. The record is from RefSeq and is a predicted model, not a curated record. Gene Ontology annotation, cellular component: signaling receptor complex; basal plasma membrane.
AGGAAACGACCGGACCUUUCAGACAAGUAUAUCCAAAGGGUGCCCCCCCUCCCACCGAUAUUCCAGGAGCGCUGACCCAGGUCAAGGGUCAGGCCGGUCCCAUAGAUUCAAGCCAAUUUGUCAUGAUGGAAAUUAUAGGACUUGGUGAAUUUGGAGCGGUGUACAAGGGAGCUCUAUUCUACGAGAAACAGCUUCUACCUUUCGCGGAUAAGGUGCUCAUGCGGCUCUGUCCACCUCUACUAGGCGGCAAUCGUCGCUAUCAAAACACUGAAGCCAGAGCACAGAAACGAGGAGGUAAGUGCGGGGCAAUUCCACGUCGAAGCUGAAAUAAUGAAGAGUCUUGAUCAUCCCAACAUAGUCUCUAUGAUCGGUUUAUCAACCGUUGAGCACGAUGAGGGGAUUUGUGAGUGCCUAAUUAUGGAGUACAUGGGGCUAGGCGAUCUACGCUCGUACAUUAAACCGUCGACGCAGUCCGAAGACGAAAGUGGCACCAUCAUCUCAACCAAAUACAUCACACUGCAUGAAAAACUAUGGCACUGCCUCCAGAUAGCGCGAGGUAUGGAGUAUCUGGCCUCGGUUAAUAUUGUACACAGGGAUUUAGCGGCUCGUAAUUGCAUGCUGAGCGAUCCAGUGGAACAUACUUCCCGAAUAGUAGAAGGCUACGAGUUCUCGCCGGGCUCCUCGUACCCGGUUACCAAAAUAGCCGAUUUUGGGCUGUCGAGGAUGUUCGAUGAAAACGAGAGGCAGUAUGUCAUGAGCAACUCUACGCUGCUGCCUGUGCGAUGGCUGUCAAUAGAGGCCAUUACGGACAGAGCCUACACAGAAAAGUCGGAUUGUUGGGCGUUUGCCGUCACCUGCUGGGAAGUUUUCUCAGACGGUGCCAUUCCUUACCAAGACCUGUCUACAUACAAUCUGGCGGCAUCAGUUGCUGCCGGGACACGCCUGACGAAACCAGCCGUAUGUCCCCUCGCGGUGUUCGAUAUAAUAAAGAGUGGGUGGGAGCAGGAUGUGGAGAAGAGGCCGACAUUCAAGGAGUUGAGACAGAAACUCGAGGGUGUAUUUAUGACCGCAAGUAUGGAGUAUCUACAGAAUAACGAAACCUUCAAGGGAGGCUUGAAGAGUGAGGAGAGUAUGGCGAUUGAGGACCCAUCUCGAUAUGAAUAUCCAUACACAACCAUUACAGCGCCCGAGACAGCAUUUCUCCAGGCGGAUACUGAUAUGACGUACCUCAAUCUUGAGGACACAAGGUCACCCGAUAUGCUGCUGAGCAGGAGGGACAAACAAGAUGACAUUACGGAGGAAGCGGGAUACGUUGUGAUGAAUGGUGCUAUAAGGAGGCCUACCAAUACACAGGACGAAAGUAGGGGAAGCGAGUUCAGGAGUCAAGCGCGGGGAUUUUCGGGGGAUACCAGCAUUUAUUUAGACGGCAACCUUGACACUGCUAUAGAGGGGGUGUAUAAUAUGUAUCCACCACGAUGAUUAGUUAAGUACGAUAACAGACAAUAUAAAUCCAGUUAUAAAAAGUACGAGGAUGAGUUUUCUAAACACAAUACGAGUCGCAUAUAUUGGAAAUAAAGGAAAUACGCUAAUAGGCGUCUUC